GAUGAUAUAAUUAAAGAAUUAUCAGAGAAUUUUCUAAAAAUCAAACAUUCAGAAAUGAAUUCUCUUGCCACCUCUUGGUAUUGUUGUGAGAUAAAUGAAAUGUCCAUCGACAUUCUCAAAAACUAUUCUAUUCCCAGUCUCCAUGGAUCGAUGAAAUUGUAAUCAGGAUGUAAACUGUUGUUAUGUUUAGAAUAUCAUUCGUAUUAAUGUCAAUUUUGAAUUAAUUUUUGAGUUUAUUAAAUGAUCAUUUUAUCUAUAAAUGGAUUACACUAUCAAUUAAGAAUCCAAAUAUAGAAAUACUUCACUAAACAAUAUAACAUAACAAAGUAGUCAUGGAUGUGAGAGGCAUUGAAGUUACAAAUCAACUAAGGAGCGCAAUUAGAGCAAAACUGUUAGAACUAGGAGUUAAAUAUGAUGAAGAACUUCCUGAUUAUAUUUUAGUGAUGGUGGUAAAUAAGAAAAGUCGACAGCAAAUGCAUGAAGAUCUUCAUUUGUUUCUAGAAGAUAGUACAACGCCUUUUGUUGAUUGGCUUCAUGAUCAAGUGUUGAAAAAACUCCAGAAAGUAACGGUAGCUAAGAAAAAAGCUACGAGAGAAUUUGUUCCAACAGUAAUAGUGAAACAAGAAGAGGGAAAACGGAAAAAAAAAUCUGUCAGUGGUUUGGACGAUUUAAAGGUCAAGGAUGAGCCAAAUGAUGAUAAAUCGGGUGAGAAAACGGUUCUAAAUACAUCAAAAUCAUCUAAUAAUGAACAGGAAACCAUUCAAAAUAAUGUUACACUUGAAAAUAAUGAUAAUCCUGUUGGAACGUCUUCUAAUGAAGUGAGAUCAAGAUUAGCAAGUGGAAGUGAAAAUACGUCUUCCAGAUGGACAGAGAAAAAUGAUAGGCAUGGAGAGUCAAUGACGAAUAAUAAAAGAAGUUUAGACAAAGAUAAUGAAAUGAUAGAAAGAGCUGAGAAAAAAACCAAAUCUGCUGAGCAGUUGAAAGAAUUGAUAGAUGAUGAAUUGGUGAAUGAUGCCAGUGAUAAACGUUUAAAAUCAUGUAUCAAUAAACCAAAAAUUACUUCGGUAGUUUCUGUGAAAACGAGACUUGGUAUAACAUCAUCUAGAAAUAAAUUUGAGGUGUAUCGAGAGCGACAUGAAACGAAUGAUGAAUACCGAAAACAUGAAGAAGAACAUAAGAAACAAAUGGAUAAACGUACAGAAAGACGUUUGUACGAACCUGCAAAUCGGCGUGACUCGUUUAAAAGUAAAUAUAAUGGUGAAGAAGUACCCAAGAGGUUCAAAGAUGACAUCAAGAGUCGAUCAACUUCUGGAAAUGACAAUCGAAUGAAAUUAUCAAAUUUGAAUGAUUCCAAUAAUAGACGACUUAUGAUUACUGGAGUUAAAUCAAGACUUGAGAACUAUUCUAGUACUAUCAAAGAUCGUUUAGGGGUUAUUAAUAAACCUACAAACAAAGAGGUUGUUGAAGAUACUCAAAAAAAUGUUAAAAGACGCUUGGGACCAAUUAAAAGCAAAUUUAUAGCACUUGGACGUCUUGGAAUUAGUUCAGUUCAAAAUAAGUCUAGAAGUAAAAACGAUAAUUUCAAAGCUGAUGAAGCUGAAGAUGAUAAUAACGAUGAUGAUAAUGACGAUGAUGAUGAUGAUGAUGAUGAUGAUGAUGAUGAAGAGCUCAAUACUGGACCUGUUAAAUCACAUAUAAUUGCUAUAAAAAAUUUAUCACAUGAUAAAAAUGCAAGAAAAAUAGUGAAAAAUCCUAAAGAAACUGAAAAAGAUAAUAUUGAAGAAGAUGGAGAUGAAGAAGAAAAUAAUACUAAAGCAAUCCCUAGUAAAGUUAUUGUUACACCAAGACCUUUAAAACCUCUCCAACCAGCUCAAAAAAGAGCCACUCAAUCUCUUCUACUUCGUGCUGUUGCUGAAGCUAAUCAGUCUGUUGUUAGGCAGAAAAAUCCUGAGCCAUCAUUAAUGGAAAAAAAAACUGCUCCAAAACGAUUAAAACCGGCAACUGCUAAAUCAACAUCAAUUCAAAGCUUAGCCACUCAAUUAAAUAUAAAAAAUAGACUUGUAAUGGAAAAUAUUCAAGUGGAAUUAACUACUUCAGAGAAUGCAGAAGAUCAACCACAAUCAUAUACUUCCCAAAUAACAUCAGAUACCGAUGACCAUAUGGGUGUUGUUAUGUCACUAUUUCAGCGAGGAGAUAACAAUCAAAAAUUUUUAGUCACUCUAAAUGGAUACAACAAUAACAUAAUAAAGGAUAAAAAUUUUUCUGACGAUGAAGAGCAAUUGGGAAUGGAGGUAAACGAAGAAGAUCAGAGAAUUCUUUCUAAUUCUCGUAAUAACAAUUUUAAUUAUCUCGAAGGAUCGUCAGAGUUUGAAGAGAUUCAAAACCUUGUGAAGAAUGCAAGUCAUGAAAAUAAUGAAAACCAUUGCGAUAAUGUUACAAUGGUUAACGAAAUGCCAAGAAAAAAGAGGAAAUUAAGUCCUAUUGUUUAUACAAGGUCUCCGUCUCCAGAGCCAAUAAAAGAUUUAUAUAUAUCCCCAAUAUCAAAAUCAGAAAAAAGAGCAUUAAUAUCAUCGACAACUGCUGAUAAAUCUACUGAUAAAUGUAGAUAUUGGCCAAAUUGUACAUUAGGAAAUAAAUGUGCAUACAUUCAUCCUGCACUACCUUGCAGUGCUUUUCCGGCAUGUAAAUUUGGUGAUAAAUGUGCAUACAAACAUCCCAAAUGCAAGUUUGGUUUAUCAUGUACAAAGCUUGGAUGCAUUUUCUCACAUCCACCACAACAGUGCAAAUAUCAUCCAUUUUGCACGAAACCUGGUUGUACAUAUUUACAUCCUCAAAUUGCACCGGUUGUGCCUCUAGAAACCGGAAGAUCCAAAUUCACAUGGCGCCGACGUGAUUGAAAUCAGCUUCGUUAUCUUUUACCCAUUCUAUUUACAAUGUAUUUCAUUUUAUCUCAACAGAAGGAAAAAAUAACUACAACUGUUAGCGGUAAAUCAAUGAAUUUCUUUAAAUAAAAUGUACAAAUCUCUUGAAUAUUCGAUUAUUAUUUACGUCAAAUUUGUUAUAGUUAAAAUAUCUCAGAACUCUGAUCAACCUGAGAUCUAGGGUGUAAUUAUACUGAGGUAUCCAACUUUUCUGAAAUAAUAAUGAUUAUAAAAAUA
This is a messenger RNA of Chelonus insularis, 3158 nucleotides long. It is a transcript of the gene Nab2, whose product is annotated as Nuclear polyadenosine RNA-binding 2. The record is from RefSeq and is a predicted model, not a curated record. Gene Ontology annotation, cellular component: cytoplasm; nucleus. NCBI's taxonomy places the organism in Eukaryota, Metazoa, Arthropoda, Insecta, Hymenoptera, Braconidae. The coding region runs from base 333 to 2897 and encodes 854 amino acids. Gene Ontology annotation, molecular function: poly(A) binding; metal ion binding. The transcript is spliced from 6 exons. Gene Ontology annotation, biological process: regulation of mRNA stability.